AGAUCACAGCUUUCGCACUGGCCAGCCACACCGAAAAGAAAAAAAGCAACGUGGAGAGUUCAUCGCAUCCUCACCGCCAGUCUCAUCAGCGCCACUCAUUGGGAUGAUGAGUCGGAGUAUUAUUUGAAUUGUCUUCCCUUUCAUGAAUAUUUAACUUCUUUCCUUUCCAAAGCGUAGAUCCUGUAUCAUAUAUUAAAAACCCAAACGAAAGCGAACAUGCGUCGCGCUUCCGACGAGACCAGCGGCUCAUCCGAGUACGAGGAAAACACGGAGAGCACCGAGGAGGCGUCGGAUAGCGGCAACGACACUCACCUCGACGCGCCCCUUCCCGUCCCAUCAUCCCACGGCAGCGACAACAAGUUCCCACAGUCUCCGUCGACGCUCAGCGGCCCGCACGACCGCGUCGGCGCGCAGUCACCAAGCAGCCUCAGCAACGGCAGUCGCCCCGUGCAGCAGCUGACCGCGUCGCACCUUGAGAACACGCCGCCCGCAUCGGUGCAAGGCGGCCAGCUCAUGUCCAACAACCCCAACGAUGAGCGGGUGGAGGUGACCGGCGCCGAGAACGUUGUGACGCCGCACGCCUCGCUGCAGCCCGACCGCGCCGAUGCGGGCCACGUGGACGGCGACGGGAGAAUGGGCCGCGUGAUUGAGAAUUCACCGCAUGAUGAGGCGAUCCCGGUGUCGGGCCCCGCGAGCCAGGUGGCGACGCCGAUGGCGAUGCGCGUGGGCGGCGGCGGCGCGAUGCGGCCGACGGACGACGAGGACGACGACGAUGACGAUGAAGAGGAAGAGGGAGAGGAGGACGAGGAGGGCCAGGACGCAGGGCAGGAGCACCGUGCCGAGGGUUACGCCGGACAGAAGCCGGGCGAAAUCGCGGAGACGGCCCCUGCUGCCGCCUUGCCCCUCGAUCCGCAGCUUGGCUACGACCCGGCCAAGUACGCGCGCGUGAACGCCAAGGCCAGCCGCGCGAUGCAGGACUUGUUCAGCACGAUUACGCGCUACGAGCCGUUUGAGGCGGAGCUGCCGGCGAAGCUGCGGCCGUUUGUGCCGGACUACAUUCCCGCGAUCGGGGACCUCGACCCUUUUGUGAAGAUCCCCCGCCCGGAUGGGGAGCAGGACGGCCUCGGGCUGUACGUGGUCGAUGAGCCGACGAUCCCGCAAUCGAACCCGGCGGUGGUGUUGCUCGAGCUGAACGCGACCAACGCCCACGGCGUGGCGGCGGAGGUGGUGGACUCGCUGGAAAACGCGGCGAACCGGCCGGAAGUGAUUGACCGGUGGAUUUCGGAUAUUAAGAAGGUGCAUUACAAGAAGGCGCUUCCGACGGUGAACUACCAACGGCCCAUGCCGGACAUCGAGACGCUGAUGCAGGUGUGGCCUCAACAGUUUGAGGAGGUACUGAACUCUGACAUCGCCUUCCCACCCUCCCACAUUGACCUCGAUCUAGACCAGUACGUUCGCACCCUGUGCGCUAUUUUAGACAUCCCCACAUACACCUCGCUCAUUGACUCGUUGCAUGUGAUGUUCACCUUGUACGAGGAGUUUCGCGCAAACCAGCAUUUUCAGCACGUGUGA
Molecule: messenger RNA, 1572 nt
Organism: Leptomonas pyrrhocoris
Lineage: Eukaryota; Euglenozoa; Kinetoplastea; Trypanosomatida; Trypanosomatidae
Exons: 1
Coding region: 217-1572 (451 amino acids)
Biological process (GO): cilium assembly; intraciliary transport
Cellular component (GO): centrosome; motile cilium; intraciliary transport particle B
Source: RefSeq, a predicted model, not a curated record